UCUGAAUUUAAUCUAAUAGAACUUUGGAUUGCCGAGGGGCUUGUGGAAGAAGUGAAUAGCCAACAAGCAGAGUUUGAUCAGGGGUACGCCAUACUAAAUAAACUCAAAAAUAAUUGCUUGUUAGAAAAUGGUGAAGUUACCGGACGUUUGAAGUUGCAUGACCUCGUGAGAGACAUGGCACUACGCAUCACGAGGCCACGAUUCUUGGUAAGAGCUGGUUUACAAUUGAAAGAGAUACCACAUGCGCAAGAAUGGACAGAAGAUUUAGAAAAGGUUUCCUUGAUGAAAAAUGGAGACUUACGAAUUCCAUCACAAAUGUCACCACCAAAAUGCCAGAUGCUCACAACUUUAUUGUUGUCCGAUUGCUUAAUAGUGAGUAUUCCAGAUUGUUUCUUUGAGCACAUGAAGGGUCUCAAAGUUCUUGACCUUUCUGAGAAUAAUUUUACAAUUUUACCAAGUUCCAUCUCUAACUUGGAAGCUCUCACUGUGUUAUUGCUAAGAAGAUGCCGUUAUUUAGAAAAGGUGCCAUCUUUCUCAAAACUUGAAGCUUUAAAGAGGUUGCAUCUUUCAGGCAGAAAAAUCAAGAAUCUCCCACAUGGGAUGGAAAGGUUGGUAAAUCUCAAUUAUCUGUAUCUGUGGGUGGAAGAAAUCCCCAGUGGAAUAUUAUCAAAAUUCUCAUGCCUGCGAGACCUGAGGCUAAGUUUUGCAUUUGUCAAAGGAGAAGAGAUAGGUGAGUUAAAGAAGCUGGAGUUCUUUGAAGGGAGCUUUUAUGACUUGAAUGACUUGAAUACUUUUGUGCAAGCUUUGCAGAGUCGAGGACAACAGCUUAUUCAAUACGACGUGGGUGUGGGUGAUAAAAAUUUCUAUAGUUUCUGCGAAUGGGAUAAAUACAUUGAAUUGUCUUGUUCCCAUCCGAUCUAUAGAAAUGGCAUCAAGUUCCCAUCUGAUCUUCAGAAAUUGAAAAUUAACAAUGGCAUUGUUGAUUUCCCAAAAGAAGAGGUGUUUUUUCCAUGGUUUAUCCCAAUGCCAAAUGGCAUGUUUUCUAUUCUUAAAGAAAUUGAUAUAUUUAGAUGUGAACAAAUAAAAAGGUUGUUCACGUGUAGUUGGGUGCAAAGUAACCUCCCAAAUUUGGAAGUGUUAACUGUUAAGGAAUGUCACCAAAUGGAGGAAAUAAUAGCAUCAGAAAUGGAAUUCAUUGAAGAAGAAAGAAUGGGUGGUAGUAACAGUAAUACCAUCCAAUUUACUCUUCCCAAAUUAAGGAUAUUGGAAUUGCAGUUUUUAUGGGAACUGAAAAGUAUUUGUGGUGCAAAUAGAGUAAUGGUGUGUGAUUCUAUUGAAAAGAUUACAAUCUAUCAUUGCUCAAAAUUACAGAGGAUUCCUCUCUAUCUUCCAUUGCUUGAUGAUGGCCAACCAUUUCCUCCUCCCUUUUUUAAGGAAAUCUUUAUACUUCCAGAGAAGAAGUUGAGAUCGGUGGAGUGGGAUCAUCCCAGUGCCAAGUCCGUACUAGAGCCAUUUUUGAAAUGUUCAGAUCAUUACGAAUCAUAUUCUUAAUCAAAUUACUGCUCAUAUCUUGAAUCAGAUUACGACUCAGAUCCUGAAUCAGACGCCAACUUAGACCCUGAAUCAGAUGCAAGUCUACCUAAUGAUGGCCAACCAUCUCUGCCUCCUUCUCUUAACAAAACCCUUUUAUCUUCAGGGGAAUUGUUGGAUUUAGUGAAAUGGACCAUCCCAAUGCCAAGUCCCUAUUGGAGCCAUUUAUUACACACUGGAGGCUCGGAUUUGUAUAUCUAUCUCGUUAUUUGCCUGACAAGAAUGAUCCUUAUAUUUCCAAGGGAAUGGUGGGAAUCGGUGAAGUGGGACCAUCCCACUGCCAAGUCUCUAUUUAAGCCACAAUUUUUGAGACAGAUACGCCGCUGAUUUGUUUAUCUCUCUCCUUAUUUGCCUGACAACAAUGUUAUUGGUGGGAAUCGUGAGGUGCUCUUAUUGUUACCAUCAAAAGCAAGAAACCACAUCUGUUUGUUGAUUGUUUGUCAAGGGAAAUGGAGGCCCUCUGUUGAGAACCGAUUCAAUGAUUUAACUGCCUCUACUGAUGGCCUUCUUCACCUCUCCCAAUUCAAUGAAUGCAUUGCUUGAUCGUAAUGCCAUACAAGAUCUAAGUACGGUAUCACUUACCGGCCAGCCACAAUGGUACCUAUGGGUGAUAUUGUUAAUGUGUAGCAUGCCUGUGUGCAUCAUUGGCAACAACACAGUCACAAGUUUGAUCCACUGCAUGCCAAACAAGACUUCAUUGAUUAUUAUGCAAGUGAAGGAAUGAAGGCAAGUGAACUCUCAUAAACCGGUGAAGAUGUUGCUGCUCUCAGGAAAGACUAUGAGGAAGCAGGAGCGGAAGGUGUGAAAGAGGAAGAAGGGAAGAGUACUAAACAUACGUUUGAUGAAGCAGCAGCUAAUGGUCUACUCUGUUGCUCAUCUCAUUUUCCGUUUAUUGUUUUAAAUUUGUGCAUGUACCUCAUCUCUUGGAUUGUCGCUCUUUCUAUAUGUCAAGUGAGUGGUUUUUUCAAGUAUAAUUGUGAUAAUUUGGAGUUUUGUUUUGUCCAAUGAGAUGAAUCCCUUUCAAUGUCUAUUAGAAUUUUGUUUCUUUGCUCUUCUCUGAACAAGGAAUAUAGAACCAUGCAUGUUCAAGGUCCAAUUCUUUACUCA
Molecule: messenger RNA, 2697 nt
Organism: Theobroma umbraticum
Lineage: Eukaryota; Viridiplantae; Streptophyta; Magnoliopsida; Malvales; Malvaceae
Source: RefSeq, a predicted model, not a curated record